This is a messenger RNA of Crotalus tigris (Tiger rattlesnake), 5535 nucleotides long. It is a transcript of the gene NAGPA, whose product is annotated as N-acetylglucosamine-1-phosphodiester alpha-N-acetylglucosaminidase. The record is from RefSeq and is a predicted model, not a curated record. The transcript has 11 exons. Lineage: Eukaryota; Metazoa; Chordata; Lepidosauria; Squamata; Viperidae. The coding region runs from base 272 to 2062 and encodes 596 amino acids.
GUUCCAAAUGAGGAACUGAAGAAGCUUAUUGAAUGAGAAGUGAAACGUUUUCAAACAAAAACAAAGAAAAAUCCAGUUGCCUUUUAGAAAAGCAGCCUUGGAAGCUACGCAUUUGAUCAUUUCUAGGAUUUCCCCUAUUUAAGCUUUGUAGUUCUCCCCGCUGGCCACCAGAGGGCAAACCCAAACGCCCAUGCCUUCCUCCGCCCGGGAAGGACGAGGCUCCCUGAGCCUCACGUGACCUCGAAUCAUGUGACCCGCCUUUCGGCUCAAUAUGGCGGCCCCCAUGAAUUGCCUGUCUCACAUCGCAGGCAGCGGGCUCGGAGGUCUUGCCCUGGCCGCGUUUUUUGGGGGGCUGAUUCACUGCUUUGGGGGAGUUCACGGCAGCGCCGGAGCCUGGAAUUCUUUGAACGACGACGUCUUGCUGCCCUAUCUCCUUCCUCAGCAUGGCCCCCGGCACCCCCAUCGGUACAUCCGAGACUGCCAGGGUCUCCUGCAUGGCAAUGCGACCCAUGAAACCUGGCCCAGCCACAACAGCACUACCUCCCCUCUGCCUGUUAUGUAUACAUUUGUUUCAGACAUCCCACCGCACCGUUCCAAUCGCCGCCGGGUGUACGGCCACUUGACGGUUGUGCCAGACCCCCUGAGGACUUUUUCUGUCCUAGAGCCUGGGGGGCCGGGGGGCUGCCAUUUCCGCCACAGAGCCACCGUGGAAGAGACGGUGAGUCGACGUCAGUGCCUUGUGGCCCAGAAUGGAGGCUAUUUUGAUAUGAACACUGGAGCAUGCUUAGGGAACGUGGUCAGCAACAGGCAGCUGGUACAGUCCUCUGGCGGAGUGCAGAAUGCUCAGUUUGGAAUCCGGAAAGAUGGCACUUUAGUCAUUGGCUACCUCUCCGAGGAAGAAGUCUUUGCUGCAGAGAACCCUUUUGUGCAGCUUGUAAGCGGGGUAGGUUGGCUUCUGCGUGACGGAGAGGUCUACGUGAAUCAGAGCCAAAUGGCAGAAUGCGACAAGACUCAGGAAACAGGGACCUUUGAAGGUUUUGUCAAUACUGUGUCUGCCAGGACGGCCAUGGGGCAUGACCGACAAGGGCGGCUCGUGUUGUUUCACGCUGACGGGCAGACGGGCGUCAGAGGCCUGAACCUCUGGGAAAUGGCAGAUUUUCUAAAGGAGCGCGGUGUGGUGAAUGCAAUCAACCUGGACGGUGGAGGAUCAGCUACUUUCGUCGUCAAUGGAACCCUUGCUAGCUACCCUUCGGAUCACUGUGUGUUUGACUCUACCUGGCGCUGCCCUCGGAGCGUUUCAACUGUCCUGUGCGUGCACGAGCCUGCCUGCCAACCUCAAAACUGCAGCGGGCAGGGGCACUGCGUUCUUGGACAUUGCCACUGCCAUGGAGCCUUCUGGAGCGGGCCAGCCUGCGAUGUGCUGGACUGUGGCCCUUCCAACUGCACUCUACACGGAAUGUGCACGGAGAUGGGAUGUGUCUGUGAUGCUGGCUGGAUGGGUGAAAACUGCACCCAAGCUUGCACCAGUGGUACCUACGGGGAUGGCUGUGCUCAGAAAUGCCUCUGCCGCCACAACGGCACGUGUGACCCUGUGCACGGAUCUUGCGCUUGCCCAGCGGGCUUCCAAGGGAUCUUCUGCGAAGAAGCCUGUCCUCUCGGACGAUUCGGACCCAACUGUCAGCAGACCUGUCAGUGCCCAAACCAGUGUUACUGUGAUCGGAGGACAGGCAGUUGCAAUAUUUCUCUAGACUCCACCAUCCUGGCUGAGCCGUGCCUGCUACAUGCUACCUCAAAGGAAGAGUCCCUUUUCUCCGAGAAAACCUGGAUCGCAAUAAGCCUUGUUUUGCUUGGCCUGCUUUUGCUCAGCGUGUUGAGUAAUGUCAUACUGGCUCUGCGCAGCUGCACCAACAAGCGUCACAAACACGGACAGUAUAACUCUAUCCCCCUGGAAGAGGUGAAUGGGGGGACCAAAGACCGGGGUCUGUCAGCAGCUUGGGAGGUCGACGAUCCCGCCGAGACUGCCUGGGACUCGAAUCAGAUGGAAAGUGUUAUGCUGCUGUGACCAAAAAAGUUUCUCAUCCAUGGAGCAGAAAACUCGGGAGAUACCACUGUUUCUCACUGCAGAAGUUUGGCUCCAUCGCUCGGCAAUCGGUUGCCAUUUUUCCCUAUUGCCUUAAUUGGAACCAGUGGCCUACGAGGGAUCCGGGACAGGGGGAGCUUCCAUACUGGUAUGGAAAUAUUUCGUCCCAUCAAGUUUUGGAGAGAAGCUCCAAGUUGGUCCCCAGAGAUGUCCAUCUCUCGAAUGCUUCCAUAGCACUAGACAGCAGCAUCUUCAUAGUUGAAAUGCUGUAGAACGAGGGUCUUCAAACUUGGCCAGUUUAAGACUCUUGUGGACUUCAACUCCCAGAAUUCCUCCGCUGGCUGAGGAAUUCUGGAAGUUGAAGUCCACAAGUCUUAAAUUGGCCAAGUUUGAAGAUUCCCUGAUGGAGAAGCACAAACGGAUGAUUUUGAGAGACAGGAAAUGAUUUUUUUUUUUUUGAGGAUUCCUCAUGUCUUGCAGCAUUUAGACACCUCAAGAUGUUUAUAGAUAGUCCCUUAGUUUGUGACCAUGGGUGACUGUUAGCAUUUACAAGGCACUGAAUAAAGUGACAGGUUUUCACGCUUAACGACCGUUGCAGCAUUCCCAUGGUGACAUGAUCCACAUUCGGGCACUUGGCAACUGGCCUGUAUUUAUGACCAUUGCACUCUUUCUUCUUGGUCAUGUGAUCAGCCUUCCCAACCAGCUUCUGACAAGCCAAGUCAAUGGGGGAAGUGCGAUUCGCUUAACAACCGAAUGAUUCAUUUCACAGUUAACGACUAUUCGCUUAACUGUGGCAGAAAAAAAAAGGCAAAACGGGGCAAAACCCCUUAAUUGCCUUGCGUAGCAAUAGAAAUUUUUGUGAUUGUAAGCCAAGGACUACCUGUAGUAUAUAUUUGUCCUCCACCACACACGCAUUCCUGACAAAAAAGAGGGGGGGGGACUUGUUCUCUGGACAUCUUUGGACCACAACUUCCAUCAUCCCACGGGGUGGCUUGGCCACAGAAAUGGGCUUUGGAGCCAGCCAGCUUUGGGAACGCUGCUGAUUCUCUAAAUCAAGGAUGAGCCACUUUGACAACUUGAAGACGUGUGGACUUCAACUCCCAGAAUUCCCAGCCAGCCAGUCCUGUGGUUCUCUGCUUACGUCUUACGUAGAGGUGCCUUUGUGUAUAUGAACGAUAGGAUACGGUUCAUCACUGUGUGAUUGAUAACGCUUGUUGCCUUUUUCUUCCUCUUCUCUUGGACUUAACCACUUGGAACCAAAAAAAACCCUGCUUUUUUUAAAAGAUGAUUUAGCGUAUCCUUCAACGUAAACUUCUGUCAAUCCAGGAAUAUGUUUUUCUCUGUUGAAAUAAAGAAUCCCGUUUCCUUAACCCAGGUGUUUCUCAACUGGAAACUGUGGAGACAUCAACCCCCAGAAUUCCCCAGCCAUCUUUAAGCUGUGUAGACUUCAACUUUAAAUUGUCCAUGACGCCAGUAGCAUGCUGGCUGGGGAAUUCUGAGAAUUGUAAGUCCACACAGGUGAAAAGUCGCCAAGGUUGAGAAACACCAGUUUAACGCAUAGGAGGCAAUCGUUUGAACAUGUAGCUGGAAAUGGGGAAAGUUGCCACAGCCAACUUAACACAGCGCAGUUCGCUGCGGGACAAUUUAACCAAUUCUAUUUAAUUAUUUAAAAUAAAUAAAAACCAAUUUUUACCAUUCGCAUUUCAUUCUGUCCCUCCUUUUGCAUCUUUUAAUGCUUCUAUUACACCAUUUCUUCGAUAUUAGUAUAACUCUUGUCCCACAGCGAGUUUUGCCGUGGCAAAUUGUCAUAGACCCCAUAUAGCCAACCCAAAAUAUCAACAUGAUCUGGGCUUGUAUAUUUGAUAUUUGUAGAUCCAUUUUUAUUCGGUGGAAUUGCAGAAAAGGUUUGGAAUUUUAUCUGCCAACUUUUUUUAAUGGCAUUUUUUUUUCUUUCCAAAAUGACCUAUUCUACUUGACUGUAUCUUUUUUUUACUCCCUCUUGCUGAUUUAGAAAAAUACGUUGUCUUUUUAUAUAUUUUUUCCCCCAAUGUAGAGAAGAAAAAUAAUUGGUGGAAAAGGUUUCAGGGAUGUGAUACUGGUUACUGUAGUUUAACAAGCCAGGAUUUCUAGGCUAAAAGGUGAUAUAAGUAGUCACAAAUUUUAUUCUGCAGGCUAGAAUAAUAAGAGAUGCAGACCCAGUGUUGACUAGUUGCUAAUCUUUUUUAUCAGAGAUUUCUGAGAAACGUAUGUUAAUCUCUUAAAAAGUGUUUUUUUAAGUAAUAUAUUUGAAAAGAUGUACAUUUUCUUAGGAUAGCAAUAGGAGUAUCUUUUAAUAAUAUAUUUUGAAGCAAAAAUUAAUUCUUUCUGAGCCAGCCUUUUUGAUGCACUUUGAUCUGUAUUUCCUUUUUGUAUUUUACGCACCACUCAAGUGAAAAGUGGAAUUCCCGGGCCACGUUUGAAAAGUCAGAGUAUGUCAGUUCUUCUAGAAAAUAAAGCCUUAAGGAGACUUUGCUUUGUGGUUUAUGUGGAAAUAAACUUUUUAUAGAAAUAAAUUCACAUUCUGCUUGCUUCACUCUUUGCUUCCUUGUGAUUUAGUGGGCUGAAGGGGGGAAAAAAUGAGGUAUAUUCUGGUUUAAAUAAAAUGGGAAGAUUCCCCACCAUCCAAUCAGAACUGAAGAAGCUUCUUGGAGAGAAUUGAAACGUCUUCAAGGAAAAAACGAGAAAGUCCAGGGGCCUCUUGAAAAAACACCUUUGGGAUGGGAAGAGGAAAUUUCUCAUAGUUAUAUAUGACUAAGUGACAUUGCCUGCCCUACAGCAACCUCCUUCAAUGGCUAGUCAGAUUCAACAUAGAUCCAGUACGGUUCUCGCUCCUGAAUGAAACACACUUGUAACCCUGACUGAAAAUGCAGCCAAAAAAACCCGCCUUGCAGUGAAUUUAGUUUUCAGCUUUGACUUUUUGAGUUUCGCUUACAAUAACGAGGCAAUUCUUCAGGAUGGAACCGGACUGGGCUCUCCAGUCAAGUUUUUAGACGGCUGCAGAGAUUGAAUAGCACCUCUUUGCUGUUUUUGAUAAUGCAGCAAGGCUGAGUCGCAGUGACACAACCACAGAGCUUAGAGUCUGGGGGCUCUCAAGCAAUUUCCAGCCCUUUGGAAAAAGGGAUAUAAGAUGCAGGAAGCCUGCCCUCACUCAGACUCCCGAUUCUUGCCUUGCUUUGUCAACUGUGCACAAAGGCCUUUCUUCAAAACUAUCCACCAUCUAAUGAGAAUUUGCAUAUAGAAAUUGGGAGCAGGUUAGGAAGCAUCCUUAGGCUGGUGGGAUGGAAGGGGGAAAUCUGAAUUGGCCAUCACUCCCAUCUUCUUCUUUUUUCUUCAACCCACAUCUUUAGAGAGAAGGAAAGAAAACGAAGGACCUUGAUCUGCUGUUUCCAGAAUAAAAAGUGCUGUCAAAAAAAAAA